GAGAGUGGCAAUCAACAGCCGAGAGUCCUGCAUCACCCAGAGAACGUCGGAAACAUGACCCUGAUUAACGUCAGCACCGCACACUCAAGGAGCGGAAGCGGAGUCACCGCGAACGAGGACCAGACAAAGAACCUUGAGGAACCCCCGUACUUAGAGUACAACCUGCGCCUCAUCCAUUUAAUCGGAAUAUGGCGGGAGAAGGGGCCCUUCGGCCUGCCAUUUCUGCGCCUCUCGCCCUACUGCAUCUACAUCUUCGGCAUCUACUGCAUCGUGCUCACGGGCAGCGUGCUUCAGCUGCUGCAGAGCUACGACAAUCUUGAGCGCCGCUUCAAGCGCCUGCUCUACCUCAUCAAGCACAACUUCGAGAGCCCGCGCCAGCGCGCCAACCCGCGCCACCACGCGCUGCUCGUGCAGCGGGACCGCGAGAACAAACUGCUCACCUACAUAUUCGGGGUGUUCGUCGUCACCACGGCCACCUUCAUCAACGUCUUCCCCAUGGCCGAGUGGUACUUCUACCAGGAGCCCUUCCCUGAGCUCGCCGCCAACGGCACCAGC
Molecule: messenger RNA, 555 nt
Organism: Gryllus bimaculatus (two-spotted cricket)
Lineage: Eukaryota; Metazoa; Arthropoda; Insecta; Orthoptera; Gryllidae
Source: the annotation of a GenBank genome assembly